AUUCCUCCGCCCAUGAGCUGCUCUUCAGCAGCAGCGCCGUCAGCAUCAUCAUUCUCUGGGGAGUUGGGAGAGGUGGGGGGAGAGGAGAGAGAAGGCUUGGUUACCCAAUAACUUUCGUUGCUCGGCCGCCAUGAUUGAUGUGAUUCCUUGUGAAUUUGGGGGGGAGAGUGUGUAGGGAAUGUGCCUUGUCGGGAGUGAAGCUUUGGUUGGACGACGUGAAAUUAUUCGCGAUCAAAGCCGCGCGCGCGUUGUGCCAGGCUACUUUGCAGAGAAGGUCAGGGUCUCGGGGAAGGAACCUUGCGGGACGAAAGGUUGCAGGUUGCAAGGUGGGGUGGAGAAGGUGCGGAUUUGGAGGGGUACAAAAUAUUUAUGCCUGCAAAGUCCUUGAG
Molecule: messenger RNA, 389 nt
Organism: Lasiosphaeria miniovina
Lineage: Eukaryota; Fungi; Ascomycota; Sordariomycetes; Sordariales; Lasiosphaeriaceae
Exons: 1
Coding region: 179-388 (69 amino acids)
Source: RefSeq, a predicted model, not a curated record